AUGAGUGACGAUGAAGGCGGCCAUCUUUUUGAUAAGCACGUUUGGAGGGAGGAGUCGUACUGGGGAGUUCCGAUCGAAGAGUAUGCCCAUACAUUCGUUGAGAUGGAGGAGGAAGUGAAUCAGGUCAUGACCGAGGGUUGCAAGUUAGAUGCUUGCCUAGAUUGGUUCAUCAGUUGCCUGGAAGAGAACAGCAUAGACUAUGGGAGUUUGUAUGACCCCUCCACCUUGGAAACAGAUGAGGUUUUCAGAUUGGAGGAAAUGAAGAAAGAACUGCGAGAAAACUUAAAUCGCUUAAUUCCCGGCUAUCUUGAUGGCGAGUCAGAUAUUUUAACGGUAAAGAAAUUGACGAAUAGACUGGCGUGUCGAUGGCAUAAAGUCCAUGUGAGUAGCAAUAUAAAGGCGCCAGAUGCGGUUUCCGAUGCGCUUUUGGAUACUCUAAUGGAGAAGUAUUGUCGCCAGUCGAGUGAACAUGUUACAGCCUCGUCAACCACUGGAUUGCAAGAACCGCAACAAGACAGCUUUCUAGACUCAUGUCUUGAACUAAAGACGUUCAUUGAAGGGGAGCGAGCUACUGCUUCCUAUGCAUGUGGGGGUAGUAUCCCUAUUGCCCAAACAGCUGCAGUCUCUGAGAUCCACUCGCGAGUAUCCGGCCCCAUUAACAUCUUCUGGUCGAUUGGAAAUGGCUCAGCGAGACGUUUGUCACUACCUCUUAGACCAGAUGCUGAAGAUGCGAGCCCCGAAGUGCUGCAACGGCUUAUUGCCAGCUGUGGCCCAGCCAGUUUUGGUCGCGGAGAGCAGAACGUCAUGGAUUUAUCCUACCGAAAAGCCGGAAAACUAGAUCCGGAAAGCUUCGCAACAAGCUUCCACCCUGCUGACUUUGGAAUUAUCGAAGCUAUUGAGAAGGUGUUGCUUCCUGGAAUGCUCACCGAGGCAACGAAUACAUUAGGAUCGCGCAAGAUCUAUGCAGAGCUUUACAAGAUGAAUAUUUACUCGGGGCCAUCUGGGCUGUUCCGUAGCCACGUUGACACUCCCCGCUCUCAGACCCAAGUCGGUUCCUUGGUUGUUUGUCUCCCUGCGCGUUUCAAAGGUGGAAACCUCCUUGUAAGGCACCAGGACAGGGAGGUGGACUUUGAUUGGGCUGCAGGGAGUGAGGCCAGCAUCCAGUGGGCUGCCUUCUAUAGUGACUGCGAACAUGAGAUCAAGACCAUAACCGAGGGAGAUCGGAUCACCUUAACCUAUAAUCUGUACGUGUCAAGCGGAGGAGAAAACGUGCUUCAUUCGAUAAUCGAUCCCAAGUCGCUACCAUUGUACGGUUGGGUCAAGGACCGCCUCAUGAAACCAGGAUUUCUGGACGACGGUGGUGUUCUCGGCAUAUUCUGCUCGCACGCCUACCCGCAUACCGCCAAUGCCACCACCCAUGAUCUCCCAGGAGGGCUUAAAGGCUCAGACAUGGUAUUAUAUUCUGUUUUCCAGUCCCUGGGAUUAUACACCCAGGUUCUGCCCGUCUUGGAAAACCACGGGAAGUACAUUCCCGAAAACCCCGAGUUAGGGCUCAAAGGGCACAUCGAGGGCCACUACGACUAUAUCGGCGAGGAUGGUGACUAUUACUUUUCAAAUAAUCUCCAGCCAUACUUGGCCAGGAAUAUACCGCUUGCGGUGAACUUUACUGAAGUACUGCCACAGGUCUCCAGUCGAGAGGACCUUGCCGAUAUUGACCGACGAUGGAAGCUUUUGAAGAUGACGCGACGUCUGAAGGGUAUGGCUGGCGCGAUUUCUUUCGCACAAAGAGAAGGUCUCCCCUACACAGAAAAGGGCCCUCUUGCAGAAGAGGGAGCACGGGUUGGAUCACGCCUUCGACCUUACGACACGACGGAAUUGGGGAACGACAUGCCGAUGGACGAGGUGCUCCACUAUGUCUGGCCAGCAUACUAUCUGCCCGGGAUUACAUGGCUCACAGAGCCAAAGCACGAAGAGAUGGCAUUUAGUCAGGUCACAUAUGGAAAUGAUGCUGGUCUUGGAACCCGAUACUCGUGCGCUGCUAUACUCGCGGUGAUACCUCCAUGGGAUAGAAGAGAUACACUUCGCGGAAAUGAAUCCGAGGGUAAAUAA
Molecule: messenger RNA, 2109 nt
Organism: Aspergillus nomiae NRRL 13137
Lineage: Eukaryota; Fungi; Ascomycota; Eurotiomycetes; Eurotiales; Aspergillaceae
Product: 2OG-Fe(II) oxygenase
Exons: 5
Coding region: 1-2109 (702 amino acids)
Source: RefSeq, a predicted model, not a curated record